This is a messenger RNA of Adineta ricciae, 339 nucleotides long. The record is from the annotation of a GenBank genome assembly. NCBI's taxonomy places the organism in Eukaryota, Metazoa, Rotifera, Eurotatoria, Adinetida, Adinetidae.
AUGGAUCUACCCUUAAAAGGAACUACAAAUGGAUUUCAUGCGAUGAUCGAAUGUCAAUGUAAAGUGAAAAUUACAUUAGGAAAAUAUGAUGGUAAACUAAUACCAUCUAAUUUUUAUCGCCAUUUGAAAUCGCCUGGUUGUAAAUUUAUGAACCGUUUAUUGAAGGAACAGAUUCGUGAUGAAUAUAACAAUGAAAACAAUUCAAACCCACCAACUGCAUUGUCAAGUCAAUUGAAAACCAAGAAUUCUCAAUUGGCUACGUCGUCUGUUACUGUUGAUCAGAAACGUUCGCUUGACUCUACACACAGUUUGAGUUCUAAAAGACAAAAAAAAACUUGA